Penicillium canariense is the source of this 1545-nucleotide messenger RNA. RefSeq names its product bifunctional AAA family ATPase chaperone/translocase BCS1. Gene Ontology annotation, cellular component: mitochondrial inner membrane. The coding region runs from base 1 to 1545 and encodes 514 amino acids. The transcript is spliced from 2 exons. The record is from RefSeq and is a predicted model, not a curated record. Gene Ontology annotation, molecular function: ATP hydrolysis activity; ATP binding. Lineage: Eukaryota; Fungi; Ascomycota; Eurotiomycetes; Eurotiales; Aspergillaceae. Gene Ontology annotation, biological process: protein insertion into mitochondrial inner membrane from matrix; mitochondrial respiratory chain complex III assembly.
AUGGAGCCAAACGGUGCGUCCAGUGUUGCGCCCUCAGCGGCGCCCUCCGCGGCAGACUUGAUUCUUCAGCAGAGGACCGGGGCAUCUCAAACAGGGCCGGCAACAGUGCAACAGGCGGUCCAAAAAGGCGAUGGCAGUCUCUUUUCGCAAGUGACCAGCAAUCCCUUGUUCACGGCAGGAUUCGGUCUGGGAGCGCUGGGCGCAGGAUUGACAUUUGCGCAGAGGGGGGUCCGCCAUGGCGCAGCUCUGUUACGUCGCCGUAUGCUUGUGGAUGUAGAGAUCAGCAUCAAGGACGAUUCAUACCCAUGGUUCCUCCACUGGAUGACGCUUUACCAACAGUCACAGCUGAACAUCACCCGCGCAGCCGCGAAUAGCACCGGUUUCGUCGACCGUUUCCUCCACAAAAUAACCCCCGGCAUGCGCCACCUCUCCAUCCAGACGUCAAAGGUUGAACACUCGAAUGGAGCUAUCCAUACACAUUUCUCUCUGAUACCGGGGCCUGGAAAACACAUCCUUCGCUACAAAAACGCGUUUGUCUUUGUGAACCGCGUGCGCGAGUCCAAAUCCCGUGACAUUCAAACUGGAAAACCGUGGGAGACCAUCACCCUGACCACCCUCUACUCUCAACGACACAUAUUUGAAGACCUCUUUACCGAAGCUCAUGCAUACGCUGCAAAGUCACAUGAAGGGAAGACAACAAUCUACAAUAGUUGGGGAACGGAGUGGCGGCCUUUUGGCAACCCUCGGCGCAAGCGUCCGCUGGAAUCGGUCGUACUUGACGAGGGUGUCACGGAACGCAUUGUGGGUGAUGUCCAAGACUUUAUCUCCAGCGCUGGAUGGUAUCAUGAUCGUGGUAUUCCCUACCGACGCGGAUAUCUCCUGUACGGGCCUCCCGGUACGGGUAAAAGCUCCUUUAUUCAGGCACUGGCCGGCGAAUUGGACUACGAUAUUGCAAUUUUGAACCUCAGCGAGCGUGGUUUGACCGACGACCGGCUGAACCAUCUGCUGACUAUUGUACCGAACCGAACUCUGGUUCUGCUGGAGGAUGUGGACGCUGCUUUCUCUAACCGGCGCAUGCAGACCGAUUCAGACGGCUAUCGCGGAGCAAACGUUACUUUCUCCGGCCUGUUGAAUGCGCUCGAUGGUGUUGCCAGCGCCGAAGAAAGAAUUAUCUUCCUCACCACCAACCACGUUGAGCGACUUGAUGAGGCUCUGGUCCGACCCGGGCGCGUAGACAUGACCGUACGUCUGGGCGAAGUGACACGCUACCAGGUCGGUCGUCUCUGGGAUCGGUUCUACGAAGAUAUCGAUACCGAUGGCUCCCACCGGAAAAUUUUCCUCGACCGGCUGCAGCAACUCGGCUUGGUUGAGGACGAACAAGGUCACAAAGCGGAUCGAUCGAAGAACACUAGCGCUGCAGCUCUGCAAGGGCUGUUCUUGUACAAUAAGGGCGAUAUGCAGGGCGCGAUCGCGAUGGCAGAGGGGCUUACCUAUUCUGUUCAUGAUGAGGCUUCGGAGCAUGACCAGGAGGGUCGACGUGACUAA